Molecule: messenger RNA, 468 nt
Organism: Vigna radiata var. radiata (mung bean)
Lineage: Eukaryota; Viridiplantae; Streptophyta; Magnoliopsida; Fabales; Fabaceae
Product: protein BIC1
Exons: 1
Coding region: 79-381 (100 amino acids)
Biological process (GO): blue light signaling pathway
Source: RefSeq, a predicted model, not a curated record
CAAUGCCAUUCCUUCCUCACUGUAUACCUUUCCUUUCUCUUUCUUUUCACUUAUUUCAUAAACCCUCUUAGUUUCUCAAUGGAAGGAAAACCAAAUGAGAUUAUCAAGAACAGCACUCAAGAUGAUAAGUUGAAGGAGGUUCGUGUAGAAGAAACGGGGCGUGAGAAGCUCAAGAGACUCCGGGAAGAGGUGAUGAUGAUGGAGAAGGUUAACAUACCAGAAGAUUGGGGCCAAGAGCAAAAGCUCAACGAUUGGGUCGACUAUACUAUGUUUAAUGCAUUCCUUGCUCCUCAUAGCUUGAUUGUGUCUGCUCGUGAUGCCCUUAUUGCUAAUGCAUGCAAACCAAAGUCACCAAGAUUAAGGACCUCAACUAGUUUCUGAUCUUUCCUUUUCACUGCCUACUGCUAUACUUGUUCUUAAUAUUCCCAUCUUAUGACUAUAGAAUUAUAUGUUUUUCAUAUUCACAUA